Molecule: messenger RNA, 1349 nt
Organism: Pomacea canaliculata
Lineage: Eukaryota; Metazoa; Mollusca; Gastropoda; Architaenioglossa; Ampullariidae
Source: RefSeq, a predicted model, not a curated record
AUGCUACAGAUUUCGCCUUUCCUCCCCAGCGGCGAUACAGAGAGAGAAGAUGGCAGCGUACAGGUGUCUUAUACACGGCUACGAUCUUCUUGCCCUGUCUUCUUCUGCAUCAGCAAUAAUAAACCCGACUUCUGCCGUGGAUCUCAUGACAAUCACGAAGUUGAAGCUGAAAAACUCGGAUCCAGAAGAAGACAAAUAUGGUUGUUUGCAACCGAUGGUCGACGAAAACCCUUCCAGUUUCAAAACGAAUUUGGAGAGUUGGAAGGCUUUGACCUGGAUGUCGUGAGAGAAGUCUGUGCUGUGGCCAAAAGAAGAUGCGAGGUGGUGCUGGCCCAGUUCACCGAGUGCACCUUCACCGACCGCAGCAUCGUGUACCCGGGCAGAGGGCUGAUGGCCGGGUGGUUUGACUGCUGCCCCGGGUACGCCGUCACGCUCGACCGACGCGGUGGGUUUGAUUUCACCCUCCCAUACACCGUCAGCGACGCUUCCUUCGCCGUCGCCCCUGGCAACCCCAGCGGCUUUGAUCCCGACGCCACCGAUUAUUCCAGUUUCACUCUCACUCACCUGACAGGUGCCUACACCAACGAAGCGUGCCUCCGGUUGGGCAAGACGUUCGGCAACAUCCUCGUCGCCAGCAACCUGCCGGAGGCCAAGGCCCUGCUCCUCAACGGAACAGCUCAGGUGUUGUUUUCACCUCGUAACAUCAUCCCCGACUUGGAAGUUCUGCCGGAGCGCGUGGUGUGCUCUGAAGGCGGCACCGCCAUGAUGGUUAAGAAAGGAUCGCCACUUCCAGCUUGGUGGAAUCCCGCCUUCAAGAGUUACUCCGCUUCCGGUCGCUUUCACCAGCUGUGUCAGGAGGACAGCAUCAAAUAUAAUCAAACCAUCAAAUGUCUAUGAAGAACGUUGUCAGUGUUAUGACAAACGACAUCAACAUUUCUUGAGUAAUGAGUGAAAAGUUGAACUGACUGCUGACCUAUCAGGCAAAGCAGUCUGCGCCUUCUGUUACACUUGAAUCUCAGUUAAAAAAAAAAAAAAAACCUUGAAAUUUUAUCUUUUGCUCCUUAUUUAAAUGAAAUGUGUCUACAACUGUCAGUCUCAAUUAAUCCAUGUAGGAGGCUUUAUGUAAAUUUUGAUACUAAUUUUCUACUUCAGCUUUUAUAAUAAUACUUUGAUCACCAAAACAUACAGUACUUUAUGUAGUUUAUAUCAUUGCUACAUUUAUUCUAACAUUGUAGAGAACUUUGUGUAUCUGUAAGCCCAUAUGCUCUCUUUUUAAAUAUAAUUUGUAUUGGCAGUACUCCAUUAAUUAUUGUGUAUUUUAUUUAAUAAAACAAAAGAUAAUUCUUUAA